CCUCGGUCAACUCGAGGGGUGGGGGAGUGGAGGGGGUAGGUCUCGAGCUAGCCGGGGUCAACUCACGCGCAUGAACACGUAGGUGGGUCAACGAGUUAGACCCCUCGAGCUACCCUGGCUAACCCGUUGACCGAGGCUAACUCCAACGUGUAAACACCACACGGUCAAGUGAGGUUAGGUGUGCGCAGUGUUUUUGAGGUGUUGUAAGCCCAUCUAUUUUCUAUUAUUAUGAAUACACCUGUGAAAUCGUUGGAAAAAACUUGGGAAGCAGUUUUCUGUUGUAUGAAAUCAUUAAUUUACUUAUUCUAUUUUAUGUAAUUUUUAUUGAUUUGUUUUUUACCACUUGUAACUGAUCGUUUCUGAAUAAAAAUAUCCUUUGUCGAUUGCGUAAAGCAAAUUUCGACCUGAUUUCGACUUAAAUUCGAAAUUGUUUAGGCUAUCUUGAGGUUAGAAAGUCACCCCAACAACGCUCCACCGGCACCGCGUGAACACGACGUCUGCUAGCCCUGGCUGAGUGGUGUCUCCCCUCCACUCCCCCACCCCUCGAGUUGACCGAGGCUAGCUCCCCCGUGUAAACGUAGUACCAGUUGUGGUGGUUUUCCGAUGACGAUCAGCGAGGCGACAUCCUCGCUUCGCAAAGGCUUCGCACUUAUCUGGUCGCGCUGCACGGGUUAGCUGGUUCGAUCUGGUUCCUGUUAAUUUUAGCUGGCCGUGCCCCGCGUCUUCCUGGGUCCCGCGUCAAGCCCUGCCGUCGCGUCCGGAAAGGAAAGGCCGUCGCCGUGAGCGUGAUCCUUGAAUGGGAUAGCGUGCAAAGUGCGAGAGUGUCUCACGUCCGACCGCAGCGUACCGAGCGUGCCCCUCGCACUCGCAGCGCCCGGGCUCGCCUUUUUUGGAGACGGCCUGGCGGUGUCGUUGUCACAUGCGCUGCCGCGUCGCGCCCAGACGUCGCGGACUGCACCCACGUCUGCCGAAGCCAGAGCAAGUCGUCUGCUUCUGCCAGUGUCUAGUGGUCUAGUCCAAGCAAGCACCAAAUCGUGGAGUGGAGCAUUCGCCUUGAAGAGGUGUCCACUUGAUCCGCCCCCGGCCUACCUGCAAUCGGACUGCCCUGUGUCACCUGGUGUUCACCAUGAUAUUUAAAGACUGGAUCAAGAAUUUUAGUCUGAAACAACGUCCGAUGAUUUUGUGUGGCCAUCCAGUUUUGAGUCUCAAGUGAUUUGGCAACUCGCCCCUUUACUAUAGCAUUAUUUUAUUAAUGGACUCAAAGGAAGACAAGGACACUCAACCUAUCUAUCUAGUCUGUUUGGUUUAUUUUCAUUGAACAUCUUACUUUAAGGCAGAUACUUCUAUUCGUGAUGUCUAAGGACCCAUCAUCCAAGUUUUCUUUAAAGAUUACAUUCGGUGCAAUGUCCUGCUGUGAGAUUGAUGCCAAGAGGUCUCGUAUUGGAUGGCGAAAGCCAGAUCCUGGGGACUGACAUCAGCUGUUACUCCAGCAACACCCCACCAAGCCAAGGUAGCCAAUGCCUCUGUGGUUGGGGAGGUGAACAUUGCUUGGAAAACUAGAUUUCAAUGGCCUGAAGCCUGAAGAAGUUGCAUUGCUGACUGCAAGCAGAAUCACUCCCCGAACCAGUUCGGAUUCUUUAGGAAGAAAACAACAAACCGGUGAAAACCCUGGAAGCAGUGUCGUGUGACUCAAAACUGAUCUCCGACAGCUCGUAUUGAUCUGUGCACUAUUUGCCAAUAGUGAAUAAGACCUUGGGUACUUAAAAAUUACAUUUCUGUGAUAAUAUAGGAGGUAUUUGUUUUCCUCAUAAAUAUACUGUGUUAUGUAGAUAGACUGAUAGUCUUUAAACUUUUUCUUUUCUACUUUCAAAAAGUUUCUAUGUUAAAAGAGACUUGCUGCUGCUUAAGUUGUGAAUGAGAUUGUCAGCUUAGUGGCUUAGUUCUAAACUCGAAAAUAUAUUGUUAUUUAAUCAUUAGUGUUAGUCGAAUUGUGCAAUCGAUAGUCAACUAGUUGCUGAUAUUCUCCUGCAACUGACUCAGACUCAACUGGCAAGACUUCAAGCUUGUUAAGCAGUUUUUCUUGUUGCACAACAUUGUUUCAAGAUUUGUGAAGAUGACUUCUACCAAUAUGAAUAGUAGCCGAGGUGGUUUCAUCUACUCUUUGAGAGCAUGGAUCUCAGAUAGUGAUCAACAUCUUCGCAAGAAACAGCUCUAUGAACAAAAUGCAGAGCUUUUGGAAAAUCAAGGUACUAAAGGAAAGAUCAGAAAUGGUGCCGCUCCAAAGAUGCAAUCUGGUGUUGAUUACAUCAAUGCUGGAAAAGAUGACCAAAUGGAAGUGUAUGGAUAUUGCCGAAGCCCAUGUCUGACAGCUAUUACUUGGUUCUUUAUAAUAUUGACUGGUGGGCUGCUUCGUCUCUUCUUUCAUUGGACGCCCCAUUGGUGGUUAUUUGCCACUCAUAUAAAAUGUGGAUUAGAAACAGCUCAAAAAGUUCUUCUAGUGGAAGAGUUUCAGAAAAAACACAAAUGCUAUCAUGUGAAGAAUGUUGUCACAUACACAAGGGAUAAUCUCGAAAGCUUCAGAGACAAGAAAGACAAAGGUGCUGAUGACAGUUGGGACAUGCAAGCACUUUCAGAAAUUAGGCAGAGCAAUGUUCCCCUCAGUAUUCAUACAUCUGGGGGGGUUUUCAAAGAAGUGGACUGUUUACGGAUGUUCCGUUGCAAAAAGAUGCGCUUUGCUUGGGACUGGGACCGCCAUGAAUUUCAACAGCUUCAAGGGCUCGAUAAUGAAGUGUCUACAUCAACACUUCAUCAGCAGAAGGGAGUGUCCCUGCAAGAUCAGUACAUGCGUCGCUGCGUGUAUGGCAACAAUGAAAUAAGGAUCCCCCUGAAAAGUGUCCCCGAACUCUUGUUCCUUGAAGUCUUGAACCCUUUCUAUGUUUUCCAAUUUUGUUCAUUCAUACUGUGGUUCCUGGAUAACUAUUAUUCAUAUGCUACUGCCAUCCUCAUAAUGUCGAUAUUUGGUGUUUCGAUGUCCAUAAUGCAAACAAGACGUAAUUUACGGAAUCUUCAGAGCACUGUUCAUUCUUCUGAUGUUGCCACUAUUAUUCGUGGCAAUACUGGAGAGGUGGUCACUGUCCCUACUGAACAUCUAGUUCCAGGAGACUUGCUCGUUGUCCCUUCUCAUGGCUGCAUUAUGCAGUGUGAUGCCGUCCUUCUUACAGGCACAUGCAUUGUCAAUGAAAGCAUGUUGACUGGUGAGAGUGUUCCAGUGACUAAAACAUCUCUACCAAACGUGCAGACUUUGAUAUUUGAUCAGAAAGAACACUCACGCCACACUUUGUUUUGUGGUACUCAAGUUAUUCAAACCCGCUAUUUUGAUAAAGAGAAAGUUCUUGCUGUUGUAGUCCGUACUGGUUUCUCCACUUCAAAAGGCAAUUUAGUUCGUUCUAUUUUAUAUCCUCCUCCCGUUGAUUUUAAGUUUGAACAUGAUUCCUACAAGUUUGUCAAACUGCUUGCUGGCAUUGCUAGUAUUGGCUUUGUGUACACAAUUCUUACAAAGUUUAUGAGAGGUGUGAGUGCCAGAGACAUAACUUUGGAAGCAUUGGAUCUCAUCACUGUAGUAGUUCCCCCUGCUCUACCUGCUGCUAUGACAGUCGGUCACUUUUAUGCUCAAAACAGGCUAGGGAAGAAGGAUAUAUACUGCAUCACUCCAAGGUGCAUCAAUGUAUCGGGUUCAAUCGACUGUGUGUGCUUUGAUAAGACUGGCACCUUAACUGAAGAUGGUAUGGAUAUGUGGGGAGUGGUUCCUCUUCGGAACAAUCAUUUUCAUCUUCCUAUCAGAGAGGUGGACACAUUGGCUGUGGAUGAUGAGCUUUGUAGAGCAAUGGUGUCUUGCCACUCCCUCACAAUCAUUGAUGGCAAACUGUCUGGAGAUCCUCUUGACCUUAAGAUGUUUGAAUCAACAAACUGGGUAUUAGAAGAACCUGAAAUUGAUGAUAAUUCAAAGUUUGAUCUGAUUUUUCCUACUGUUGUCCGGCCUCCUCCUUCAAAUGCUCCUGAUGUAGAACCUAUUGAAAUAGGUAUUCUCCGACAAUUUCCUUUUUCAUCAAGCCUGCAAAGAAUGAGUGUAAUCAGUCGAGUAUUAGGGGCGAGCAAAUUCAAAGUGUAUUGCAAGGGAUCUCCUGAAAUGAUCAUGUCCCUUUCUCUUCCCAACUCAAUUCCCCCCGAGUUCCAUUCAAUCUUGGAGGAGUAUACACAACAAGGGUACAGGGUAUUAGCUGUUGGAACAAAGACACUCUCUGGUAGUUACGUAAAGAUCCAAAGAAUGCAGCGGGAAGAUGUGGAAUGUGCUUUGCAAUUUAUUGGCUUAGUCAUUAUGGAGAAUCGUUUGAAACCGGAAACCACAGGGGUAAUCAGAGAACUGCGCUCAGCUCAUGUUCGUACUAUAAUGGUUACGGGAGACAACAUUCAAACGGGUAUGAGUGUGGCUCGUGAUUGCGGGAUGAUUCCUGCUUGUCGUUCCAUCAUUGUGGUCCAUGGAGUGCCAGCCAUUGCAGGGCAGUCUCCUCAAAUUUGUUUCACCCAGUCUCAAGCUGAUGCUGCAAUUGCUAAUGGAGGUGGAGAUGCUAGCUAUAUGACAAACAUGACCAAUAGCAACAGCUUGCAGAGCCUUGCCACAAUUGAAUCAGGAUCUGUUGUGUUUAUAGAAGACCCAUCAGGCAGUCCAACUCAGCUAGGCAAUGGAGAUGUGAAACUGGACAUGUUUAGCAAAGAUUUUUGCUUCGCUAUUACUGGCCGCACCUGGUCCAUUAUCAAGAAUCAUUUCCCGGAACUUAUUCCAAGAAUUGUUACUAGAGGGGCUGUAUUUGCUCGUAUGAGCCCGGAUCAGAAACAACAGCUUGUGCAGGAACUGCAAGGUCUUGGGUACUAUGUUGCUAUGUGCGGCGAUGGAGCAAAUGACUGUGGAGCUCUUAAAGCCGCCCACACUGGGAUAUCCUUAUCAGAAGCAGAGUCGUCUGUUGCCUCUCCUUUUACGUCCAAAGUUGCAAAUAUUUCAUGUGUACCGACUGUUAUCCGUGAAGGACGUGCAGCUUUGGUCACUUCUUUCGGUAUAUUUAAGUACAUGGCAGCGUAUAGUCUUUGCCAAUUCGUUUCUGUCAUGAUUUUGUACUCCAUUGAUUCAAACCUCACCGAUAUGCAAUAUCUCUACAUUGAUCUCUUCAUGAUUACGGUGUUUGCCUUUUUCUUUGGUCGCACUGAAGCAUUUGAUGGGCCCCUUGUGAAAACGCCACCUUUGGCUUCACUUGUAUCACUGUCCCCAGUGCUCUCCCUUCUUGCCCAGAUUCUUGUGGUGAUUGUUGUCCAGACUGGUAGUUUCUAUCACAUUCAGACAUAUGAUUGGUUUGUCCAUUUUGAUGCAGCAUCCACAAAAGAGGAAAAUGGAGUUGGCUGUUUUGAAAACUAUGCAAUAUUUGCUACUUCCAGUUUUCAGUACAUCAUUUUGGCUGUUGUCUUCUCGAAAGGACCUCCUUAUAGGAAACCAAUCACUAGCAACUAUGGCAUGUUACUGUCAUCUGUUGGAACUGCUGCCUUGACGGCUUGGCUUGUCCUAGGUCCCCCAAAAUGGGUUGAAGAUCAGUUUGAAUUAAAAAUGCCUGUGGACAUGAGCUUUUGUAUUUUGAUUCUUGUUUAUGCUGGCAUAAAUUUUUGCCUUGCAUCCUUGAUUGAAACUUUCCUUAUUGAUUAUGUUGUCAUCAAAAAGCUAAGGUACAGGUUUCAUAACAUUGAAAAGUCUCACCGUAAAUACCUUAAGGUUGAAAGAGACCUUUCCAAUGACCAUUCAUGGCCUCCACUCUCUCAAGAGCCUCCAGUUAUGGAUGUUAGUAGUGCUUUGAAACAGCCUCCUCGAAGUCCCGCUACCAUAACAGAAAUUUGCAGUGAGUUUUCAGCAGCACAGGGAGAGGCUAAUCAGAUCUCCAGGCAGAGAUUGGCAAGUGUUUGUGGAGUCACUCUAGAUCCAAUAGCCCUUAUCCAAGUGCCAAAGCGUCGCACAAUUAGCGAAUCUGAUAAAGUGCCUGUGAGCAAAACAUCUGAUCCAGUAACAAACAACCAUGUUUUGAAGAAUGGAAUAGUGCUGCAUAAUGGUGAUAAAUCCUUGAGCUCCUCUGGGUACACUGACAGUGUGUCCCCAUCGUGGAAUCCUCUACCUACUGACCGCCAGCUUUCUUGGCCGCCUACAAAUGUGAAUAGCAGCUGCAAAGCAUUGCCUCUUGAAAAGACUGCUGAUCAAGAAAGACCUCAAAGCAAUUCAAACAGUAUUGUUCUUGAAAUGAACAGCUUACCCUCUUGAGGUUGGCCUUGGCGGCUAAGUGCCGCUAUGUACAACAUUCUCUUGGUAAAAAUCUCCUUGAUGAGAAAAAUGGACACUUGUUCAAUGCCUGUGCACCUCAUAAACGGAUUUGCUAUGUGAGUGAAUUUUCUCAUUUGAGCCCAUUUAAAUGUGAUUUUACCAUUUAAUAUCCACCAGUUCAUUGAAGAAGGUGUGGAACUGUGAAAGACAGGGUUACUUGAAGUGCAACAAGUUAUUUUGUGUGCAAGUGUGUAUUGCUCUGAGUAAACUGCAUCAUAAGUCUUUAAGGUCUUUAAGGACCAGUCAGUUCAGUUAUGAAUUUUGAUCUGCAAGAGUAUUGGCAUGUUGGUUGAAGGAAGAAAAGUAAAUGGUCUCAUUUCUAUCAACGUGAAGUAUUACACCACAUCGUUAGAGAUUGAUCCAAUUCAUCUCUCCUUUUAUACUAAUCUGAACUGAAAAAUGUUAUGCUUAAUGUAAAAAAUAAGGUGAUCUAGGUUACUAGUCUGUAAGUAAUGUAAUAAUAUGUACUGUAAAUCCUUAACAUCUUAUCAGGCCUUAUCUUAACAAUUAAUUGGGAUGUGUGUGUACACCAGCUGGCCUGGGAUGAAAUUUAGUCAUUUAAUUUACGAGAAAUGUCUAGAGGUGUUUCAGCUGUCUGCAAUUUAAUUAUUGCAUGAUAACACUGCAAAUGCCUACUGUCAAGUGAAGAUUAAUCUGUAGGUUUACUUAAACUUGUAUCAGGGGUUAUUGCAUACUAUAACUCUUUUGAAAUGGAAAUCUGCCACCUUAAAUGUGUUUGCUUGCAUUUAAGCAAAAGUUUCUGAAAACAACGAUAUCUACUGCCAUGUUUUGUGAGCAUUUUUUUUCUUAGGUGUUUUCUGAUGAGUCUUAAUAUUUUGUCAAUCUAUCAAGAAAUCUUACUUUAGUCUCAGAUGUCUUGAAAUAUUUAUUUUGAGUAUGCCUUCUGUCUGAGGAAAGCAUGGUACCAUUUUGUAUCUUAACGGAGGCUGGCAUGUCUCUCUUUAAUAGUAUUAGUGGCUCUCUAUUGUUUUUGAAUUGAGCCAGCGUUUAAUGUUAAACUUAAAUGUUUACAGUUUCAACUUUUUUUUUUAAUGCAGAAAUUCAUGUAAAUUUUGUCUAUCUAUUGGACUGACAUUAACAGUAUGUAUUUAUGUGGGUGUUGUGUUGCUUUUUAAGAUGAGUCAUGUGCAUAUCAAGUCAUAUAUUGCUUCUCUUUUCUGUGUACUCUUGACAUUGCUGUAAGUUGAGGCAUUCAGUUUUGGCACCACAACUAGUUUGUUCUGGCAACUUCUAUGUACUUAGUUUAUUAGACUUUUAAUUACCGUAUUGUAUUUUUUAUACUGACACUCAUUUUGUGUUAAGUAAAACUUCAAACUUAGUAUAAUGGUUGAGACAGGAACAUGUUUUGAUUGUCUGGCUGCUGUACACGUUCAACUGAUGAAUUGUACUUCUGGUUUUAGUUAUUUUAUCAGAUUUUAUCAACUGUGUGUACUGAAAUAGUUGUCAUUUCAAUGUGCCACUAUCAGCUUCGUUUUUGUCUUCCUGAAUAUCUCACUUGAACUUGUAGCAGUCCUCUACCUUCCAUCAGCAUGAACUUGAGGAAAAUAUUGCUAUUUCACAUGCAAGUGGCAGAGUCACAACUACCUCUGCAUCAUUGUGUGAGGAACUCACACCAUAUUCAUAUGCUCCAAGCAGCUUGUAUGUCAUAUCAACUAAUAGAUUUCUGUGUUAAUGUACAGUAUUUACUACAUUUGGUGUCAUGUCAACAUUUGAUCUUUUAAGUGACUGUUUUUCCUUUCUAUUUUUUGUUUGAAAAGAGGUCAAUUCUAUUAAGUAUCAACUUUUAUCAAUUUUAUUUUGUGUUGAGUUACCAUAGGGUUGUAGAAUUUCAUUUAUCUUUUAAAAGAUAUUUGUGGUUACUGUUGGUUUUAUAGUGCUUGUUACUACAUAUUUUGUUUCUGUUUUCUGUAAAUUAGAAUCGCAGUAGAAUUCUGAUACGAGUGGACCAUUGGGGCAUAAUUUUGUUAAGUCUUGGCUUGAACAGAUAAUAUUCCAUUUUGGUGUCACUUAAGAAUUGACUUUUUAUUGGGGUAAAUUUGAUCACUGCCAGUGAUACUUUGUGAUUUUCCAGUAUAGCUAUUUAACCUAGACAGCAUUUUAGCCAUUUAUCAAUUCGAGAGCCCACACAGUUUACAGUAUUCUUUGAGGCUCAGGGUUGCAAUACUAGGUAGUCAACGCUUAAGCUGUCAACAGCUGGCAUGAUGAAUAUUGAUUAGCAUGAUCAGUUCAAUAAGGAAACCAUGUUCUCAUCAACAGGUUUAUUUUAUUAUGAAGCAUUCACAACUGGCUAGAUAUAGGAAUCUUCGUUCUUGGUAAAUCCAAUUACAGGAAUGUCACUCAAGCCACUUAAAUAAAGAUUUUUAUGAAAGUACA
Molecule: messenger RNA, 8803 nt
Organism: Thrips palmi
Lineage: Eukaryota; Metazoa; Arthropoda; Insecta; Thysanoptera; Thripidae
Gene: anne
Product: probable cation-transporting ATPase 13A3
Exons: 19
Coding region: 2114-6349 (1411 amino acids)
Biological process (GO): intracellular calcium ion homeostasis; polyamine transmembrane transport
Cellular component (GO): membrane
Molecular function (GO): ATP binding; P-type ion transporter activity; polyamine transmembrane transporter activity
Source: RefSeq, a predicted model, not a curated record